UUGAGUUUCUCCAGCAAUGUCUGCUUUUCUUUCAGCUUGUCGGCUUCUGUAGUUUGUUCUUUUACAUUAAAGAAACAGUUGGCUGUUGUUCUAAUAUUUGCUCUGUUCUUAGUGUUGUAAAAAGAAAUUUUAGAUGGAAGAUUGUGGUUCAUGCUGCAGGCCUUCUGCUGGAACUGCAACCUGGAGGCCUUGGCCGAUUCUAGCGGUGACCAACAAAGAGAUCAUUGCCGGGUUACUCACCAGUUGACGGUUUGGCUCAGUUUUGACAGCUGCUAGUCCAGUGAAAGGGAUGGCAGAUCAGCACCUUUCUCAGCCCUACUGUUAAUGCUGAUUGUCACUGAGGUUGUGUAAGUGGGCGGAAAGUGAGGGAGGCAGUCCUUAGAUGUCAGGGAGAGCCCAGGUGAAAAAGAGAACUGGCCCAUGUCACAUAGCUUUGCAAUGUGUAGGUGGUAAACUCCCUCCCUGCCAUUUUCCUAAUCCUCCCACCUCCAAUUUAAUUGUCAGCGAAUGAUUGGCCAUGCAUUAACACACAGUCUUUAAUGGAAUAUUUCUUUUCCAAACAUUGGACUGUGCACUGCCGGUAAAUAUAUUGAAAAACUUGACUCUCUAACUCUGUUUGCAGUGUUAUUACAUGUCCCACCUCCCCGCAUCGCCCAAAAAAAUCCAGACCAUUGUGCUUUGAGAACUUGUGUGAAAGUUGAAAUCCCUUCUUCCUUGCAACUCCCCCAGCUCCUCUUCCAGACUCAACUCCUGUCACUUGCAAACCACCUGUUAGAGCUUGGAAGGGAAAAACAAAUCUCGAUCUAUUGUAGUUACAUACAUCAGAAAUGUUGCCUGUUUAACAAAUCCAGUUGAAUAGGACUUGAAAACUUGAGAGGGCUUGUCAUCUGAAGAGUGGUUGAGGGUUUUGGUUCUGUUUAGGAUGGAGUUUAGAAGGAUGGGAGGGAAUUUUAUUGGCACUUACAGAAUACUGAGAGGCCUGGAAGGAUUGUACAUGGAACAGAGAAGAUGUUUCCACUAGGAGGAGAGAUUAGGACAUGCGGGCACAGUCGCGGAGUGAAGAGGCCAACCUUUCGAACUAAGGUAAGAAAGAAUUUCUUCAGACAGGGAGUGGUUAAUCUGAGGAAAACAUUGCAGGAAGCCGACGUCAUUCGGACUAUUUAAGAUAGAGAGAGAGAUGGGUUCUUGAUUAAUAAGGGGAUCAAGGCUUUCAGAAGAAGGCUGGCGAUUGGGCUUCAGAAACAUCACAGCCAGAAUUGAAUGGCAAAGCAGACUGAGGAGGUCGAAUGAGCUAAUUCUGCCCCUAUAUCUUAUGGUCUUAUGGAUUUGACACUAAAUAUUUCAUUGGUCCUUUUGUGAUGAAGCCACUUCUGGGUGCAAGUGUUUUUUUAAAAUGUCUUUAGUUUUUGCCUUAUAUAGUCAGGAAGGCAAAUGUAAUGUUGGCAUUUAUUGUGAAAAGAUAUGAAUCUAAAAACAGGGCUGUACCUCUGAGGCUUUAUAAGGCUCUGGUCUGGCCGUACUUGGAGUACUGCGUGCAGACUUGGGCCCAUAUCUCAGGAAGGAUGUACUGUCCCUGGAACGUGUUCAGAGGAGGUUCACGAGAAUGGUCCAAGGAAUGGAAACCUUAAAAUAUGAGGAACGGUUGAUGACUCUGAGACUAUACUCAUUUGGAGUUUAGAAGGAUGAGGGGUGAUCUAAUUGAAACUUUCAGAACACUGAAUGGCCUCGACAGAAUGGUUGUUGGGAAGAUGCUUCCAUUGGUAGGAGAGACGAGGCUCCGAGGGCACAGCCUUAGAAUGAAGACAAGACCUUUUAAAUUGGAGAUUUGCAGAAACUUCUUCAGCCAGAGAGUUUUAAAUCUGUGAAAUUCACUGCCACAGAAUGCUGUGGAGGCCAGGAAAUUUAAAACUGAGACAGAUAGGUGCCUGAUUAUCAAGGGGAUCAAGGGCUAUGGGGAGAAAGCAGGAGAAUGGGGUUGAGGAACUUAUCAGCCAUGACUAAAUGGCAGAACAGACUCAAUGGGCCGAAUGGCCUAAUUUCUGCACCUAUGUCUUACGGUUUUGUGGUCUUAAAUAAUUGCAGGUCUAAAACCUUUGACAGCCCAAACUCUGAGAAAGAUGAAGAACCAAGUUCACCAAAAGAGACAGCAACAAUUUCAAAUUCUGGAAAUGUUGACAGUGCAAAUGGUGAGGAAAAUGGAAGUUGUGUUUCUUCAGGAUCCAGCGAAAUAAUUGCUGACUGUGAAAGUGUUGAGUCCAAACACUGUCCGAAUUCUGAUGAAAUUCAGAAUUUAAGUUCACCGGAGAAGGGAGCGACAGUCAAGAAAAGCAUAGACUUCAACAGAUCAAGCUUUCUAGAAGAAUAUAAUUUCAGUCCUGCAGAAAAGGAAACACUAAUGAAAAUUGCUAUACCUGAAAUUCUUGAAAUCUGGCUGGAGGAGUCUGCCGAAGACUUUCGUCAAGUUCCAACUUACUCUUGUCUCCGGAAGGUACUUUCCUACUUGAACCAGACAGUGCCAGGGUCAGAUGCUGAAGAACGGGCCCAGAAACUCCUGAGUCGUUUUUUGGCGGAGGAAGCAGCGGAGAAAGAGAUGUUCAAAGGCUACCGUAGAAGAGUCAGAUUCUGUGUGGGAGAAGAACACGACCAAACCAUCGAACAAGUUGACGAAAAGCUCCUGUCCUACCCAUCACGCUUCAUUGCAGAGCAGCUGACUUUUAUGGAUGCUGAUCUUUUUCGGAAACUUGUGCCCAGCCAAUGUUUAGGGUCCAUCUGGUCUCAACGAGGGAAGGAAGAAAAACACCAUCUGGUAUCAACCGUCCAGGCCACCAUUACACAGUUCAAUAAUGUUACAAAAUGUGUCACCAGCACCAUAUUAAGACCUCAACAGCUGAAACCACGGCAGACGGCUAAAAUCAUUGAGAAAUGGAUUGAUGUUGCCCAGGAAUGUCGGAUCUUGCAGAAUUUCUCGUCAGCGCAUGCAAUUACUACGGCAUUGCAAUCAAAUAGUGUGUUCAAUUUGAAGAAGACUUGGGCAGCCGUGUCAAAGAGCAGUAAGAUAACAUUUGAAGACCUUUCAAACAAUGAAGAAGAUAACUUUAUAGCAAGUAGAGAGCUGCUAAUGGUGGAUAUAGUUCAGGGAAUUGUGCCGUACCUGGGAACUUUCUUAACAGAGUUUUCAGUGCUGGAUUCAGCUUUCCCUAAUUACCAUUCAAAUGGCUGGAUCAACUUUGACAAGAGACAAAAACUCCUCUGAACUCGAGAAACCGCCAAAGCCCAAAAAGAGUGUGUUGAAGCGCCUCAGCUGCCUGUUUUCAAGGAGAGGUGUUAAAGUACACAGCGCUCCAACUAAAAGCUCUGAGCAGCC
Molecule: messenger RNA, 3364 nt
Organism: Stegostoma tigrinum
Lineage: Eukaryota; Metazoa; Chordata; Chondrichthyes; Orectolobiformes; Stegostomatidae
Product: ral guanine nucleotide dissociation stimulator-like 1
Exons: 13
Coding region: 1970-3253 (427 amino acids)
Biological process (GO): positive regulation of GTPase activity; Ras protein signal transduction
Cellular component (GO): plasma membrane
Molecular function (GO): guanyl-nucleotide exchange factor activity
Source: RefSeq, a predicted model, not a curated record